UUCCUCGGAGCCUGGUGAUAAGCGACGCUCCCACCUUCGCCUCUAACUCGCUGCCGCCACCCUGCCCAGUGUCCUCCGGAGUCCCGGACCCGAGCACGAUGUGGAAACGAUGGCUGGCGCUCUCGCUGGUGACCAUCGCCCUGGUCCACGGCGAGGAGGAACCUAGAAGCAAAUCCAAGAUCUGCGCCAAUGUGUUUUGUGGAGCUGGCAGGGAAUGUGCCGUCACAGAGAAGGGGGAGCCCACGUGCCUCUGCAUUGAGCAAUGCAAACCUCACAAGAGGCCUGUGUGUGGCAGUAAUGGCAAGACCUACCUCAACCACUGUGAACUUCAUAGAGAUGCCUGCCUCACUGGAUCCAAGAUCCAGGUUGAUUAUGAUGGGCACUGCAAAGAAAAGAAGUCUGCGAGUCCAUCUGCCAGCCCAGUUGUCUGCUAUCAAGCUAACCGCGAUGAGCUCCGACGGCGCCUCAUCCAGUGGCUGGAAGCUGAGAUCAUUCCAGAUGGCUGGUUCUCUAAAGGCAGUAACUACAGUGAGAUCCUAGACAAGUACUUUAAGAGCUUUGAUAAUGGCGACUCUCACCUGGACUCCAGUGAAUUCCUGAAAUUCGUGGAGCAGAAUGAAACAGCCAUCAACAUCACCACUUAUGCAGAUCAGGAGAACAACAAACUGCUCAGAAGCCUCUGUGUUGACGCCCUCAUUGAACUGUCUGAUGAGAACGCUGACUGGAAACUCAGCUUCCAAGAGUUCCUCAAGUGCCUCAACCCAUCCUUCAACCCUCCUGAGAAGAAGUGUGCCCUGGAGGACGAAACCUAUGCAGAUGGAGCUGAGACUGAGGUGGACUGCAAUCGCUGUGUCUGUUCCUGUGGCCACUGGGUCUGCACAGCAAUGACCUGUGAUGGAAAGAAUCAGAAGGGGGUCCAGACCCACACAGAGGAGGAGAAGACAGGAUAUGUCCAGGAACUCCAGAAGCACCAGGGCACAGCAGAAAAGACCAAGAAGGUGAACACCAAAGAGAUCUAAGAAGAGGCACAGAGCACCGUGUCCGGAGCCCAGCGCCUCCUCUUCAGCGCUGAGCCCAGUACACACAGAGUCUGCAGCAAUCACCAAAUCACUAGUAUUUGCUUGUAUGGCAGCGAAUCUUAUUUUGUUUGUUUUGCAAUAAAGGAAAUGAGGGUGGCCAGCCUAGCGAGGGAAGGCCACAACCUUCACCUGUAGGAAUGCUUUAAGAGAAACUAAAGGACACCUUGGGACGAGAGGCAACUAAGGAAACAGCAUCGGGUUGGCAGAGGAGCAGAGGCAGGUUUGAAUGAAGCCUUUCUGGGGUCACAGCAGCUGCGAGGAGAAUACAGGAAAAGCAUAGAGAAACAUUGAACUAGCCCUGCUGGAGGAAGUGGGGGGAGCUUUGUAGGGAGGAACCCUGCUGCUUUGACCCUUGUCACCACUGUCAGCAUGACAGACCUGCAGCAAGUCUGCUUCUCCUUUUGGUCCCAACAAUCACCUGAACACACAGCCGCCCAACUAGUUACCUGUGUCCCUCAGCCUUGCAUGGAGUUUCCUGGAGGAGGUGUUUAAAUGAUGCAGACACUUAUGUACUUCAAGCGCCAUGGAGACCUAACCAAAUUUUUAAAAUACAUUUUUCUUUUUUUUUUUUUUUUGUUAACCAAAGGUGCUAUUUCUCUGUAAAAGACUUUUUUCCAAGCUGACUUCAUUCCUCAGUUAUUACCGUUAUAUUAUUGUUGUUUUUUAAUAUUUCAUUUUUUGACUAGAUAUUAAGCUUUUGUAAUUAUUUUUUCAUUAGUCCUACUAUUUCAGAAGUGAAGGUGAAGGGGGUUUGGGCAUUUUUCCAGGUACAGGGAACUCUGUAACACAAACAGCCCAUACCCUGUCACAUAUUAGACCGGUUGCAGUUCGGAGCUGCACCCCAACCCAGAGCUUCUAGAAAAUCAGCUCCAUGCCACGAAGCACAAGAGGCCCCUCAGACAGAAGCCACAGGACAAAGCAUCUUCAUAGACAGCUGUUGAGAUCCAAACAGUUAAUUUGCUUUUGUUUCUUGUAAGAAGUUCCAAGGAUGGACGCUCAGGCUAUCCCAGCCUGCCAGCCUGCUGUGAUCUGUGGCUAACUGGCAGAGUCAGCCACUGUGGUCCUUAGCUGCUCCUGUUUCUAGGUGUCAGUUUACUUAGUAAACUGGUAAGAAUGAAUCUUGGAAUUUAAUAAAUGGUAGUUUGUGGUUUAGCCAACUGGUCCAGAGGGAGCUACCUUCUCCUUAGGAUAGAUGAAUCUACACCAUAAGAAAAACCAGCCAGGAAUAGCAUGGAUGGGUUUUGCUUUGGUUGAAAUGAUCCUAGCAGGUGACUGGGUAUGAGGACUUCAUGGUCACUCUGCCCAGGAAGAGAGCGUGAAGGACAACUAGCAGCUUCCUUAGGGAUGGUACACAUGAGUGUGAUCUCUGGAGUCAGAGGUUUCCCCACACACAUGAUGAUAAAACUUUUCAGAUUUAGAGCGGUUAAAACUGGAGAUCGAAUCUGGAUUGAGAAUCAGCACUGGGGGAGAAACUGUUAUUGAAAGUCAAUCCUUUCUUUGAGCCUCCGAAUAAACUAUGGAGAUUUUCCUGCAUAGGAAAGUGUGGAAUGUUGAGCUAUUGAGAUGGGAGUGGAAUUCGUCCUAAAUAGUUUUUCCUGGUCUCAUCUGAACAAGACAAUUUGGCUCUGCCUAGUGUUCUGUGCCCUCCCUUUCAAAAGCUCUGAGCCCCGCUCAUGCAGUCCAGAUUUCAUCCCCCUCUCCAAGUGCCUUGGAGAGCUCACAGCAGCAAUGCCAUCAUCAAAAGUUUUGCUGCUGGGAAGAAAAAAAAAAAAAAAAAAGAAAAAAAAAGUUUUGCUGGUUCUUGGAGGUGAUGGGAGAGGGCAGGAGUAUCAAUUUGUUCAAGUAGCUGCAGUGUCUGUUGGCCAAUCAUCUUUAGAACCCUGUAACACUGAGUACCAGAGGGCAAGCCCACAUUCCUCUUCUGCUACUUCAGUGUAACUAGGGCAGCUGUUGUCUGAAGCACCAUAGAUUCAGGUGAUCCUCCAUAGAUUCAGGUGAUCCUCCAUAGAUUCAGGUGAUCCUUGAACCGUUCAUGAAAAGCUGCUAAGUAGCCUGGUUUGGGAGACUUGGGUUGAGAUUUGCAUGGGACCAACACGCAGGAUUACAUCUUCUUCAGUUCCUAGAGUCCUCUAGAAGCCUAUAGAACAAGACGGCAAGCUCUCUGGGCUUGCUCUGGGGUUUUGUUCUGUGGUUUUAUGUUGUUCUUGUUGUUUUAUUAACAUCAGUGUCUCUUAAGAUCCAGGACCCAGGGAGGUCUUUUCACAUACAUAUACCAGGACUCUUGGGUACUACUGUCAGUCUUGGGGAAGCAGGCUCCUCCAUCGGCAACCAAAUCCAUGUGAGCACUCCGAAUGCCUUGGUUAGUCCUAUGACCUAAAUAGUUAAACUUCAGAAAAUGGUUUCAACAGAUUUCUGUGCCGAGUGGUUUUGAAAUUGCAUUUGUAUUUGCUGUGCUUCUGUAUUCCAUUUAACUGGGUUUUUUGUUACUUCUGAUUUUUGUUACUAUUAAUAAAUAAAAAUAAAAUAAAAU
Messenger RNA from Mus musculus (house mouse), 3609 nucleotides. It is a transcript of the gene Fstl1, whose product is annotated as follistatin-like 1. The record is from RefSeq and is marked provisional. Lineage: Eukaryota; Metazoa; Chordata; Mammalia; Rodentia; Muridae. The transcript has 11 exons. Bases 99 to 1019 code for a protein of 306 amino acids. Gene Ontology annotation, molecular function: calcium ion binding. Gene Ontology annotation, cellular component: extracellular region.